Molecule: messenger RNA, 2658 nt
Organism: Batrachochytrium dendrobatidis JAM81
Lineage: Eukaryota; Fungi; Chytridiomycota; Chytridiomycetes; Rhizophydiales
Exons: 2
Coding region: 1-2658 (885 amino acids)
Biological process (GO): positive regulation of transcription by RNA polymerase II; negative regulation of transcription by RNA polymerase II
Molecular function (GO): RNA polymerase II cis-regulatory region sequence-specific DNA binding; zinc ion binding; DNA-binding transcription factor activity, RNA polymerase II-specific
Source: RefSeq, a predicted model, not a curated record
AUGUUUGAUGGUGAUGGAUUGUAUCUUAAUACCACAGCAGUCAGAUUGGACAGUACAUCAGACCAAAUGCCAGUAGUAGAUUCAAAUCCCGUCACUUUGUCAGAAACGGUCAUGCUAUUUCAGUCGCAGCAGCAGAGCCAUUCAUCUCAAUGUCAGCCUGUGCAGCAGAAUCAGUAUUGUUUCAAUAACGUGGAUUAUCAUCUUGGGCACACUUCACGAGGUCGAUUGGAACAGCAAGGCAGUCUGCAGACUAUUGAUGCAUCUGCAAAAAGCCGAGCAACUCUAACCCCACCUUUCUCUGUCCAACUGAAUGCAUCUUCUGAUUCUGCCAAUUUAAAUAGGGAUCUCUCCAGCGUAUUAUCUACAGACAUUGCUCUUUCCUCUGCUCCAAGUACACGGCAACAGGUUACCAACUCAGAUAUGCACGGUCACUCAGUAGAGCCUACCAGCAAUCCCAACACUAGCUACUCCUUUAACCAGUCUCAUAUGCAGACCCACAACUAUACAGAUACUAACCAGAUCAAGCCAAAUAAUCACUCGUUGAUUCAGUCGCAAAUAUCAUUACAGCCUCAGUCAAAGAGUGUGGAAAAGAUUCCCUGUACCAACAGCGCUACUAACAACAGCAGCUACCCUUUAGACCAUAGUUCUGCACAUCACUAUAGGCAUCGUUCAUACGAUCGAUACAAUCCGUAUCCUAUACAUGCCAUGAAUGGCUCACGCCACUAUGUAGAAGCACAACGAUCCGCUCCUGGGAAUAGCAAUCCCAUAGCCUACUCGGAAACAGAUUAUCUACACAACGAAGCAUUCGAUUUUUGGCUAGCUAACGACAAAACUCGAAAGCCAAAUCUUCACGAAAAGCAGCUUCAGCCAUAUCAGAGCCCGCACCAACUCUUGCCUCAGCAACAGUUUGUUUAUCCUCAGCAGCACCAACAUAGCCAAAAUCACUCCAGUCAACAACCGCUAUCCUAUCAGCCUUUACAUGGCGCACAUCACAGCACUUACUCUGACCCAUACGCUCUUGGUCUGGGCUAUUCGAAUAGUCCGUAUCUCAAUACUAGUCAUGUUGCUAAAAUUAUACCUUCAGCAGCACUGCGCCAGAUAUCCGGUCCCGUCUUAAAUGCCUCGGCAAUUUCCUCGAGGCAUUCGUUACCAAAUAUGUUUCCUUAUCUUACCAAUGGAUUAUCUGCAAGUUCAUCCAUCACAAAUGGGUCUGCCCUCGUUGAUCCCGCCACUAUCCACUCCAGAGCCGAGGCCUCACACGCUCGUCUUGGCACCACACCAGACUCGUCGGUCUCUGGCACUACUCUCGGCUCUACAGUCAAUCCCGCAAUGUUCCGUGAUGUGGGCGCGUCUAUAAAUCAUGGCAUAGAUAUGGGCUUGGGCAUGGGAAUGGGUAUUCUAUCUAAUGUUGGGAUGGGCAUUGCUUCUGGCUUGGGUAUGGCAUCAAGGCAUAAUGAUAAUGCUUUAUCCAGAGCAUCUGUAGUUGGGCGUUCUUCUACCGACUCUUUACCUUCAUUAUGCAAGCUAGAUACUCCCCCCCUUGCUACCUCGUCUGCUCUAUGCUCUACUCAGGACAUAAUUACACAUGGCUCUGUUUUGGCUAGUCCUAAACAGGCUUUGUCAGCAGUCGACAGCUUUACACCACCAACACCAUCCACUUUCACAUUAGACUCGCAUAGUCAAAAAGCCAACGUGCCUGCAUCUCUUGUUCGACGUCGAUCUGUCAAGGGUGCCCAUGCCAAAACUUCUACCAACGCAACACACACCGCUGAAGAUAUCCCACCAACCGCUGCAGAGAAAAAGCGCAUACGGGAAAUGGCUCGAAAUCUCACUUGCUUCAAUUGUAAUACGAGUGUGACCCCAUUAUGGCGGCGUACUCCCGAUCGCAACCAUAAUCUAUGUAAUGCGUGUGGGUUGUACAGCAAACAGUAUGGUAAGGAGCGACCUACUAACUACUUGAACAAGACGCCUCGUAAAUCAAAUGGUAAUAGUACGGCCACUACUUUGACAGCAUCAGCCGGAUCCGCUGUUACUGGAUCUAGCGCUCUAUCCCAGCAAUGCACAGAAUCUUUGCAUGGUUCUAGUCUUUCAACAGCUUUGGUAUCGCAUGGAUCACCUGCGUCAGUCUCAUCGUCAAAAAGUGUGACGGCAUGCAUGCCCAUGAGCAUAUCAAUGUAUACUGUCGAUCCAGAAAUCGCUCGGUACUCGACUUCGUCCUCUACUAGUUUCUCUGCGUCGCCUUCACAUCUUCUAAACAGCAGUCAGUUUGCUGCCACUGGAAAUAUCUCCCAAACCCCUUUUUAUGUGGCAUCACCACAACCAUACACAUAUGGAAUAGAACAAGACCUUGGAUCUGAUUCAGAUGCCCUAUCUCGCCAGGGAUCGGUACAUCUUGGGUCUGUAGCUACUGUCAACCCCACAUUGUCUCCAUUAUUUCAAGUACAGUCUGGCACUUCCACACUUUCCAAAAAGCAGAGUCCAAUGCGUCCGUUGCAUGCUGUAGCCUCUUCUAAAACUGUUGCUUCUGACACAUUUCAUUUAUUGGCACAUACUCUUCCAUUUUCAUCUCUUCCUCAAAGGAAUACAGAUGGCAGCAAUCCUGAAAACUGGGCGGAUUUUGAUUCUCUAAUAACGUCCACAUCUGGGCUUCCUAGAUAG